This is a messenger RNA of Pipistrellus kuhlii (Kuhl's pipistrelle), 4483 nucleotides long. RefSeq names its product Myb/SANT DNA binding domain containing 1 (gene MSANTD1). Bases 3625 to 4392 code for a protein of 255 amino acids. The transcript has 3 exons. Gene Ontology annotation, biological process: positive regulation of DNA-templated transcription. The record is from RefSeq and is a predicted model, not a curated record. Lineage: Eukaryota; Metazoa; Chordata; Mammalia; Chiroptera; Vespertilionidae. Gene Ontology annotation, cellular component: nuclear body.
CCAGCCCUUGCUGGCCAUCACAGGGGUGUGGCUUGAGCUCGGUGGGCUGCAGCACAGUGGCCAUUGGUGGUUCAAGCCAGCACUGGGGUCAGCAGGGCAGUGAUGGGCGCAUCCUGGAGCCUGCCUGGACCCAUCUGCUUCUGGAAGGGGAGGGGAGAGGGAGGGAGAGGCAUCUUGUUUUUGAAACGGCUGCAGACCUGCACGUCUGAAUUAAAGGAGGUCAAACUGAGCUGUGUGCGGCCUUUGCUCCUGGAAUCCUGGACUGCUGAGGGACCGAGGUGCACUGCGCGCCGCCGUGCGGAGGGGCCCCCUCGCCCCAGUGCUGCUGGAGCAGCCGGGGGCUCACGUGGCCCGCGCACCGCAGGUGCCGCUCGGGUGAAAGCAGCCACACGGCCGUGGGUUUCGGCAGAAUCUGCUUCCACGUUGGCCUGGGAGGCGGGAGCGGCGGAGGGCUCGGCUUUCCAGCUCUUCAGCUGUCGGCACCCGUGCACUGGGCUGUGGCGUCCCCAGGACCGCGGCCUUGAAGUCUGUUCGGUGCCUGUGCCCGUGUGUGCUCGCCAACCUGCACAGAAAGCCGGGCUGUGAGCUGAAGGCCCGUGGCCACGCCAGGCUCCGGCCACCCCAGUGGCUCUGAACCUCUGUCUGUGUCCCCUGGGCCCAUGGCCUCGCCCUUCAGAGCCGCCUAAUCGGCCCUCCCCUGGCCAGGCCGGCCGGCCCCGCCUGGCACGCCGUUGUUCCCGGAAGGCAGGUCCGGGGCAGCCUGUCUGCUGGAAGCCACGCCCCCGCGGCCGAGGGCAGCCCCUACUCUCAGAGAAAGCCCCGCCUCAAACUGCCAUCUGGGGGCCCCUGGUGUGGGAGGGAGGGAGCCUCAGGGCCUGGCCCACCCCGGCCCCCCCGGUCCCUGGGCAGCCGUGGUGUGCCACCAGGCCGGGGCACAGGGCACUGCUUGGUGGAGCCACCAAGGCUAGGGAAACCAGGCGCAGCCCCCGGUGCCCACGGCCUUCCGGCUCUGCCGGCUCUGCCCUGGGCCGGGGCAGCCCCCGUUGCCAAGCUCCGCACAGACCCCCCUUCUCCCGCAGGUGCAGCUGGACGCCUGGCCCCCGCCCUCUGCCUCCCCCUCCCGCAGAGCCUGAGGGUCCCAGCAGGCCAUGCAGCUGUGCCCAGGUACGGAGGCCCCAGCAGAGGACAGGCCAGCUCCUGGUCUCUGGGGCUCACUGUGUCCACUGACACCUGCAGAGGAACAGCCGGCUCCAGCCUCGGCCGCUGGAGUCCCCGGUGCCCGGGCCCUGAGCCAGGGAGUGACACCUGUGGGUCCACUGCUGCCCGGAGGCCUCGGGACCGGCAGCCGCCCUGGUGGUAACCCGGCCAGGGACCCCGCGGUGGCAGCACGUCCUGACAGCCACCCGCCGGCCCCAGCCAGGCAGCCCCAGCCUCUGCUCUCCCGGGCCCCGCGCCCCCGUGCUGAGAGCGAGGUGAGGCCGCCGCGGGCCUGGCCCGGUGGGGGAGGCGCUCCGGCGGCUGAGGCCACCCCAGGCCCACUGAGAAUGCACAUCCUUCGCCCGAGGGGUGGGACUUCCUGGAGGGAGUGGGCUUCUAGUCCCUCCCUCACCACUCACUGCAAACGCCCCUGAGCCGGUGCCCAGUGCCAAGGCCCAGGGGAGGGUGGCAGCCGUGAGCCAUCUUGGGGGUGCGACAGGGCCAGGAGGUGGUUUCCCCAUGACCCCAGUGACCCCUGAGGCCCAGAGGGCAGGGCUCCUGCUGGGAGCUGGUGGCAGGACCAGGCCUGACCCAGGAGCCUGCUCUGAGGUCGCCCCCUGCCGCUGCCCUUCCAGCUGUGACUGAAGGGAGCAGGCACCUCAGCUGCUGCCCUGUCCCGGCACCUCCCUGACUCAGGCCACUGCCAGAGCCCUGCGGUGCCAGGCGGGGGCUGGGCGGCGCAGGGCUCCUCAGGGCCAGCAGGGCCAUGGCAUGGACCAUGGCUUCUCUGCGCUGUCCUCACAGCUCCCUGCCCAUGGCCCAUGGCUGCCCCGGGCACCUGAGCCAGCUCCUAAGCCCACCUUCCCGAGACACAGCCUCACCGCCUCACGGUGCCCUCCCCUGGAGGUCAGGGUCUGUCCCCUGGCCCUCGGACAGGCCAGCCUCUGUCACAUCCUCACAGGCCCGAAGGAGGGGGAGGGUCCUCCAGCCCUGGACCCAGCCGACCAGCAGCCACCUGUCUGAGGCCGCCCGGGAGGCGGUGACGGAGCCUUGGCCGGGCCUCAGCAGUUGGCAUCGGCUGCUCCGUGGUGCAGAGGAGCCUGCCAGCCGGCGGGGGCCACACCCAGCCCGGCUACCUGCCUGGGGCCAAAGCCUGGCCCGGCCCCUGCCUGCAGGUGACCUCACGUCUGUAAAGCGGGAGUUAACAGAGCUGGUCUCCCUCACACGCGUGUGGAGGGUCCACGCAGAAGGCACACAGGACAGCGUGUAGGACGGAGCCCGCACCCGGUGCUCAGUGCUCCUCAGCGUUGUCUCAUGGGGUCUGACAGGGGCCACGCAGCUGGAGGGAGGAAACCAAGCAGCUGGCUCAUUGGCUCCCGUCCCAGGAUGGGGAGGGGCAGAAGGACCACAGUGCAGUGGGAGCACUUCCGAGAGGAGGUGGGGUCAGAGCAGGUUUGAAGGAUGAGGAGGAGUUCGCCAGUGAGAGCAAAGGCUAGUCUAGGCUACUGGGGCGGGGUGGGUCCGAUCAUCCGUUCACCUACUUUCUCAGGAGCCUUGCCGGCCCUUUCCUGUGGGUCUGGGGACGCAGGAGGAAGGCUGGGCUGGUGCCAGCUCAGUGUGGCCGGGGCCAUAGUGGAGCUGCCCAGGGCAGAGGGCCCCCCACACUGGCUCCCGACUCCUCUCUGGCCUCAGCCCACCCGGCACCCUGGCCGGCCAGCAGCCCCUGCAGGAGGGAGGCGGCCGCUCCCCCACGGCCUGGGGUGCCACGUGCAUUACCCACUGUAAGGCGUGAGCCUGUGGUCCGGGCCGCUGUGUGUGGGGGGUGGGGAGGGCACGGCCUUGGGAGAGGAGCCGAGGCAUGUCCCUGAGGGUGUCUGCUCCUUGUCCCCUCCCCCUUCAUGCCCGUCUCUGCCCGCCUCGCCACCUGUCUCCUCAGUCUCCAUCCCCCUCUCCGCCUGCCCCAUCUCCGGGUCUUGUCCCACCCCCAUCCUGGGCUCUCUGGGCUGCGGCCUGCGGGGGCCUGCGGGGGCCGGGGCUGCGGGAGCCAGGUGGCCUGGUGUGGGCGCCGGGGCCUGUGUGGCCUUGGCCACGGAGGCCUGGCGGCUGGCUGGGCCGGGCGGGGCGGAGGCAGGGCCGGGACCUGGGCCGUGGUGUCGGCCCGGCCCGCCCGCUGCAGUAUUGAUGGCCCGUCACGGCGGCCCCGAUUCCUGCGCUUUCAGUUAAAAGGUUUCUGUUGUUGUAGCUGAUGCAGUUGCUCUGUUGCUAUGGAAACGUGACAUCAAAAUGACGUUUCCCGUUUAAAAGCUUUUAACUAAAUUCCUGCCUGUCAGAUGUAGGCCCCAUUUUGAGCGCGGAGCUGCCUUCCCAGAGCCGGGCUCGCGCGGCGCCGGCCGCCCUGAGCGCCCGCUCCCCGCAGGCGCCGCUGGCAUGGCCGCGGCCGAGGUGCCCGGCUCCCUGGUGUCCCCGCAGGCCGAGAAGCACCGGCGCGCCCGCAACUGGACCGACGCCGAGAUGCGCGGCCUCAUGCUGGUCUGGGAGGAGUUCUUCGAGGAGCUGAAGCAGACCAAGCGCAACGCCAAGGUGUACGAGAAGAUGGCCUGCAAGCUGCUGGCCAUGACGGGCGAGCACCGGCUGGGCGAGGAGAUCAAGAUCAAGAUCACCAACAUGACCUUCCAGUACAGGAAAUUAAAAUGCAUGACAGAUAGCGAGUCCGUCCCGCCCGACUGGCCCUAUUACCUAGCCAUUGAUAGGAUUCUGGCCAAGGCCCCCGAGUCCUGUGAUGGCAAACUGCCGGACGGCCAGCAGCCGGGGCCCUCCACGUCCCAGACCGAGGAGUCCCUGUCGCCGUCGGCUAAGUCCACCCCUCUGUACUUACCGUAUAACCGGUGCUCCUACGAAGGCCGCUUCCAGGACGACGGCUCCUCCAGCUCCUCCAGCUUACUGUCCCUUAAGUUCAGGUCCGAGGAGCAGCCGGUGAAGAAGCGCAAGGCGCCGGGCGCGUUCCGCAAGCGGAAGCUGCGGCUGCUGGGGGCGAUGCUGGAGGAGCAGCGGCGGCUGAGCCGCGCCGUGGAGGACACCUGCCGCGAGGUGCGCCGCGUGCUGGACCAGCAGCACCUGCUCCAGGUGCAGGGCCUGCAGCUGCAGGAGCGCAUGAUGAGCCUGCUGGAGAAGAUCCUCGCCAAGCCCAGCGGCUAGCCGGCCCGGCCCACCCUGUGCCCCUGCUGCCCCUGCCCUGCGCCCCCGCCUCCAGGUGCAGGGCCUGCAGCUGCAGGAGCGCAUGAUGAGU